UGGACAGGAAGGAGGCUGACAACACAGGUGAUCCUGGGAUACAGCUAAAUAUGGGGUGACCGGAGUUAUGAGCCAGCAUGACUCCAUCCCCAUCCUGCUCAGUAAGGCUCCCUGGAGUAUCGCAUCUGUGGCUGGACACUUUCCUGAUGACUGAGGGUGUCGAGUAUGCAGGCUACUCUGAUGACCCCAGAUUCCCUGGUUUACAGCACAAGCCUGAAUUAUAACCCCACCCCUGCCAGCAACCCAGUGAUCCUGAGAACCAAUCCAGCUGUGAUUCCUAUUGAGUGUCACUAUCCCAGGAAGGACAAUGUGAGCAGUAAAGCCAUCAAGCCAACCUGGGUUCCCUUCAGCUCCACCCUGUCUGCUGAGGAGAGGCUGAGUUUCUCACUGCACCUGAUGAAUGGGUAGAUGCCUUCAGGGGAACCAAGCC
This is a messenger RNA of Mauremys mutica (yellowpond turtle), 430 nucleotides long. Its product is annotated as zona pellucida sperm-binding protein 3-like. Gene Ontology annotation, biological process: egg coat formation; binding of sperm to zona pellucida; positive regulation of acrosome reaction. The transcript has 3 exons. Gene Ontology annotation, molecular function: acrosin binding. NCBI's taxonomy places the organism in Eukaryota, Metazoa, Chordata, Testudines, Geoemydidae. The coding region runs from base 166 to 408 and encodes 80 amino acids. Gene Ontology annotation, cellular component: extracellular matrix. The record is from RefSeq and is a predicted model, not a curated record.